Molecule: messenger RNA, 1093 nt
Organism: Mucor mucedo
Lineage: Eukaryota; Fungi; Mucoromycota; Mucoromycetes; Mucorales; Mucoraceae
Exons: 5
Coding region: 44-985 (313 amino acids)
Source: RefSeq, a predicted model, not a curated record
CUGUAUAGCCUUUUCUCUUUUCCUCAAUAAUAAAAAAGAAAAAAUGUUGGAUUAUUUUGCUAAAAGAAAUUUCUCAAUUGAACAAAUUCCUGAUUUAACAGGUAAAAUCGCUAUCAUCACUGGCAGUAGUACUGGUAUCGGUAAAGUCUGUGCCUUGGAAAUGGCCAGAAAAGGGUGUACAGUAGUUCUUGCUUGUCGUAAUCAAGAAAAAACAAAGACAGUGGUUGAAGAAAUUAAAGCGGAGACAGGAAAUCAAAAUGUUGACUUCAUCCAGCUUGACUUGCUCAAACUGGAUUCAGUAACCAAGUUUGCCCAAGAGUUCAAAUCCCGUUAUACACACCUUCACAUUUUGCUGAACAAUGCGGGUGUUAUGAUGAGUCCAUUUGCUUUAUCCGAAGAUGGAAUCGAAAGCCAAUUUGCUACAAACCAUGUUGCUCAUUACUAUUUAACCAUGCUGUUAUUACCUGUUUUAGAAUGUUCUACUCCCAGUCGUAUCGUCAAUGUCAGUUCAAUGGCUCACAAUAUUCAUUUUAAGAAAUUAAAUUUGGAGACUAUCAGCGAUCCUAAAAAGUACAACAGAACUAUCCAUUACGCAAAAUCUAAGACCUGUAAUAUUUUAUUUACAAGAGAGCUUACCAAGCGUUUAGAGGCUAAAGGAUCAAAUGUUUUUGUCAAUGCCAAUCACCCAGGCAUUGUUGCCAGCGAUCUCUCGCGUCAUAUCGUAGGCAUCAACUCUUUAGGCUCAUACCUUUAUAACAAACUUCUGUGUAUCUCAGCAGAAGACGGGGCCCUUACGCAACUUUAUUUAGCCACCAGUCCCGAUGUAGAAAAUGAGAAAAUCAAGGGAAAAUACUACGUUCCAUUCGCCAAUGUUCAACUCCCUAACGGUGUGGCUUCUCAAGAUGAUACCCCUUUGGAGUUAUGGAAUUUUACUGAGAAUCUUUUGAAAGAAAAGGUGAAGGGCUAUGAAGGUGCUCCCAUCUAAGCUUCUUUUGCUGACUUGCUUCCUUUAUUAACAAGUACUAUUUAAAACGGCCCAUUUGGGUCGAUACAAAUGAAAUGAAUAAAUACAAAUCUUACUCAUUACAAAUAA